This is a messenger RNA of Danio rerio (zebrafish), 1052 nucleotides long. Lineage: Eukaryota; Metazoa; Chordata; Actinopteri; Cypriniformes; Danionidae. The record is from RefSeq.
GCUUUCAAUCAGUGUCUCCAUUCAAGGGGCAGUAGAGAGAAACUGUCAUAGUGAGAAAGACUGUCAGUAGUUUGCCCUCCCAAACCAGUGGCCAGCCUGAGCCUCAGCCCAGUAGUGUGCCAACAUCCCAAACCAGCGACCAGCCUGUGUCCCAGCCCAGUGCCAUGCAAUCUGUACAAGCUAGCUUUCAGUAUGUGCCACAGCCCAGUAGUCAGUCUGUCCCACAACCCAGUGGUUUGCAGUCGGUCCCAGUCCGCUAUCAGGCUGUGCCCUUACCCACUGGUCUGCAGUCAGGACAAGCCAGCUACCAGUCUUUUCCCCAACCCAGUGGUCCACAGUCAGGAAAACCUAGCUACCAAUCUGCAUCCACAGCUAGUGGUUUACUUGCAGCACUGGCUCGUUAUCAGUCAAUCCCCCAGUCCAGUAGUCUGCAGUCAUCACAAUCCAACUACCAGUCUGUCCCACAACCAAGUGGUCCACAGUCAGCGCAAGCCUGGUACCAGUCUGUGCCCUCACCAAGUGGUCUGCAGUCAUUACAAGCAACCUACCAGUCUGUCUCCCAACCCAGUGGUCCACAGUCAGGACGAGUCAGCUACCAGUCCUCAUCUAGUGGUUUACUUGCAGCAUUAGGUCGUUACCCGUCAGCCCCCCAAUCUAGUAGUCUGCAGUCAUCACAAUCCAGCUACCAAACUGUCCAACAACCCAGUGGUCCACAGUCAUCACAAGCCUGGUACCAGUCUUUGCCCGUACCUGGUGGUCUGCAGUCAACACCAACCUGGUUCCAGUCUAUGUCCCAGCCUAAUACUGCACAGCUGACACCUGCUACAUACCAGUAUGACUCGCGCAUCAGUGACCAGCAGUCAGCACAAGGUCAAUCAGAAGCCUCAACCUAUGAGUCUGUUUUCCAGCCUGGCUUUCUGGAUCCAUUGCAACUUCAGUUCCAGACUACUCCGAAGCGUGUUCCUUACAGCAUGUCAAGGUUGUUGCAGCAGGUGAAGUCAUAACUGCAUUGCUUGAUUUGUUCUGUUUUAAAAUAAAAUUUCACUAAAAAA